This is a messenger RNA of Alternaria arborescens, 363 nucleotides long. RefSeq lists its product as hypothetical. The coding region runs from base 1 to 363 and encodes 120 amino acids. The transcript has a single exon. NCBI's taxonomy places the organism in Eukaryota, Fungi, Ascomycota, Dothideomycetes, Pleosporales, Pleosporaceae. The record is from RefSeq and is a predicted model, not a curated record.
AUGCUGAACAUCUUGCAUAAGGCUGGCACGGGCGUCAGGGAGCUACAUAUGCACUGGAUCUACGAUGUUGGUACAAUAGUUCCUGGCGACCAGCCGGUUGUUAGGAGCAAGACUUUGGACAAAUGGGUUGGUAAAUUGGAACGUGUGAAGGUUACAGUAAGAAGUGAGCCUAGUAAAACUUUUGCUGGGAGGAUGGCGACAGAUUUGGUGGAACGGACUGCGAAGAGGCUUGUUAGUGAGAAAGGCAAGGGCGAGACAAGUAUGAGAUGGAAGGAGAAGGAUAUAGAAGACGACGAAGGAUUCAAGAAAGACGAAUACAAGAUGCAAACAAGGUAUGUUGUAGUGGAAAGCCGCACUGGGUGA